AUGUUUGAGAAAAUACUUUAGCGAAUUUUAUUCACAUAUUUUGGUAAAUUCAUCACAGGCUUCGAUUAAACAAAUUUACAAUUAGGAAUUUGGAAUGGAAACGUAGUUAUUGAAAAUGUGGCUUUGAAGUAGGAGAUAUUUGCAGAUUUGGAAUUACCAUUAGAAUUGAAAUUCAGUUCAAUAGGCAGAUUAAUUUUAAAAAUACCCUGGAAUAAAUUGUCAUCUGCUCCUGUGGAAGUGGCAUUAGAGAAUAUUCUGAUUGUAUUUAAAGAGAUACCUGAAUAACGAUUGAAUAAUGACGAUUCUAUAUAAAUUAAAAGAAAAUUUAGUAGAUUAUUGGACAAGGUCAAAUCGAGCAUUAAUUUUAAAAAGAAGGAUCAAAGAGAGGAUACUGGUUAUUUCGAGAAAUUAACUUUAAAAGUGAUUGAUAAUCUAUAGAUAUCUCUACAAAACAUUCAUUUUCGUUUCGAAGAUUAACGCUAUUCUUGGGGAAUCAAAAUGGAUUCAUUGACAGCCUUGACAACUAACGAUGAAUUUGUUGUUUCCUUUGUAGAUAGAAGCAAUAAGGACACAAAGUUAGCACCAAAAAAUAAAUUAAUAAAGUUGUCGUAACUACAAUUUUAUUGGAAUGCUAAAGAAACAACUUUUAUAUCAGAUGAUAUCGCUUUUGAAUAACUUACUAAUUUCGAUUAAGUCAUUUAAAUUAGUGCUUUAUGCAAGUUGAUAAUAAAUCAUAAGGAGAGAUUUGAUUAAGCCAAUUACCUUUUAGAUGUGCAAUUGGAAGAAAUCAAUGUAAACAUAAAGCAUACUCAAUUAAUUUAAAUAAUUUAAUUUUUGGAAUUGAUCUCCAAUUAUGAGAGGAGAGUUUGGUCACAAAAAUAAGAUGUAAUGCUAUCGGAUAUCAAUAUUUAUUAAUAAGAAUUUUGUGAUGUCUUUCUUUUGUUUUUGAAGAAUGAUUGGAAAGAAAUCGAGCAAUUAGGUGAUGUGGAUCAGAUACUUCAAUUUAAACAAGCAAUUAGAUUUGUUACUUUUAAAUAAUUGGAAUCAUGGAGUCAAAUAGCAUAAAAAAAAUAUUUGUUAGAUUUGAAAGUGUAGGAGUAUCAAAGACAGAAAUAAAAGAAGGGGUGGUUCAAUUUUUUGGGUGGACAAACACAAGAAGAAAUUUCUGAUACUGAAUUAAAGUAAUUGGAAGAGGAAAUAGACAAUGAGGAAACAAGCCUAGUGAGCAGACCUUCAGAAUCUUUGAAGUUAAAAUUCAUUGCUAAGUUAAAGAAGGCAUAGAUCCAAUUAAUUAAAGAUAAUAAUCCAUUGUAGGAUGAGGGAAUAGUCAAAUAAUUUGAAUAUAUAGAAAUAGAAUGGACUUAAAGUGAGAACAAAGAUUUUGCGUUUUCUACGAUCAUUAAGAGCAUCAGUUUGUAAUUGAUAAGAAAUAAAUAAUUUGAAGUUAUUUGUUAACCUACCUAGGAGACAAAUGAAUUUUUGAAGUUUUCGAUAACGUAAACAACUACCUCCAAGAUUUGCAAACUCGAUUUCAGAUUUCUGAUGCAGAGUUUAACAAUUAAUUAUAAUCCUUGUAUAAUUAGGAUUAUAAGGGAAAUCACAGAAGUCAAGAAAGGAGACUAUGUAGAACAGACAUUGAAAACAGCCACAUGGAAUUAAAUUGAGAAAAUAUAAGACUCAACGGAAUCUACCUUUAAAAAUAUUUUAUAGUCAAACAUCCAAUUAGAAAUUGAUGUUAAGAUUUUGGAACCCAUAUUGGAAUUAUCAAUUAAUAGCAAUGAGUUUUGGCUGGUCAAGAUGGAUAGCUUCUACAUUCGUACCAUACCCAUUAAUCCUGAAGAUUUAUAUGAGAAUUUUGAGAUCACUUUUAGCAAUUUCAAAUUUUUAUAUUAUCCAGAGAGAUUUGGUAAUCAAACUUUGCAGAUCUUGAAUGAUUAUAAUCUAAUAGUAUAAAUCUAAAGAUUGCAGAGCAUCCAUAAUGAGUUAACAAAUAAUGAUAAUACACCGUUGGUUAUUAUUUAAGCCAAAUUGAACGAAAUCAAUAUUAUGAUAAAUGAAAAGGUCUACAAACACUUAGUUUAUUUACCUGAAACAAUUUAUCCUAAAUUGUCUGAGGGUUAAAUAUUAUAGUAGUUACAAUUAGAGAAAUAGCUGAUAUUGAAAUACAAAGUCAAGGAUGGGUUUUUGAAAAGGCAAGGGCAACUCAUCAAGACAUGGAGUAGUUAAUAUGUGGUGUUAAGUAACUUUGAUUUAUAUUUUUAUGAUUAAGAGAAAAUUCUAAUGGCCAAUUCGCAAUUAAGUUUAUUUAAUUCUACAUUAAAAUAGAUGCAAGUUGAUGAUUAAUUAUACUCGUUUAAGAUAAGAAACAAAUCGGGAGAAUAUAUUUUUGCUUGUGAGAACCAAGCUGAAUUAAGGGAUUGGAUUAAGAAAAUAAAAUUGUAGAUAGAAUAGUAUUAAUCAUACUAAGAAAUUAAAUAGAAAUAAAAUGAAUAAAUAAAGGUUAGAUAAAAUGAUAAAAUGUAAAUUGAUAUAACAAUCAAUAAAUUACAAUUGAAAUUAUACAAGGAAAAUAAUUAUCCAAGUGUUAAUUAAGAGCACCUGUUAUUUUUGUUUAAAUUGAAUAACUUAAAGUUUUAAACUAUAAAAUUGUAGUAAAUUUAACAAAUAAUCUAGAUAAAGAAUUUAUCAAUUUAAGAUUGGAUAUUCGAUUAUCAAAACACUUAAUUCUAGGAUUUGAUAAUUUUAAGUAAUUAGAUUGAAAGUCAACCUGCUUUGAGAAUAGAUAUUACACCAAAGAAGCAAAAGAUAAAGGUAGAUCAGUUACUUAUCAAUUGGAAACCUGAUACUUUUUUAAAGAUCAAAGCACUAUUAGGAAUAAUAUCGGAUAGGAAAUCAAGAAAAUGGUAUUUUGCAGGACUUCGAGAUUUUGAAGCAGAACAAAUGAACAGAGGAAAUAAUUGCGAUUAGGAAUAGAUUAAAAGAAAUAAGUUGAUUGAUGGAUUAAAAAGGGAAUGGAACAAGUGUCAAAGAUAUGGUUAAUCAAAAUUGAGAGUGAAACAUAAGUUCGAUACAUUGGUUGAUCAUUAGAAUUUCCUGAAUGAUUAUCAAUGGGUUGAGAACGAGAUCCUAUCAUCAUAUCAAAUGAAGAGCAGCAAAGACACAGUCAUGGAAUUAGAGACUUCUAUCAAUUUCAUUUCAGUGAAUUUCUUUCAUAGAACCAGUCAUUGUCUGCUCUUUAAAUGUGAAAUGGACUAGGUCUAAUUUAAUUUUAAACAACUAUAAUUUAGUUAAUUUUUGAAUGCUCAAUUGCAAGAUAUUAGUCUAUAUGAUAUGACUAACUAUCCCUCCACAAUAAAUAGCAAUAGAUAGUUUGAUUAGAUCAAACCAUAUAAGUUAAUAGGGAAGAGAGAUAUUUAUGAUGACUGGGCAAUCAGAUUUAGCUUCAGUGGAUACGAUGAAAUCAUUAUAGCCAAUCAAGAUAGGGUUAAUACUUUCUUAUUGAUUGAAAUCAAUCCCAUAUUUGCUUGUUACUAACAUUAACCUUUAAUGAGACAGAUCGAUUAUAUAGUUAAUUAAAUAGUAACUUUGAUCAGAGAACCUGAGGCAUUGACUAUGAAUACAGAGUAGAGUGAAUAGAGAAGAAUGAAUAACAAAAAUUUUAAAGUCAAAAGAGUCUGGGGAGAUGUAGAUCUAAUUUAGUCAAAGUUCAUUUGUCCAACCUUUAUUGAUAUAAGAAUUGUGCUCACUAAACCAUUGAUUAUUCUCAAAGGGUGGCCUGAGUUUUCGGAAUAUUUUUAAUUGGACUGUGAUGUUUUGAAAAUUUAUAAUAAAUAAGAGAUAGAUAUGAGUAGAUUAAAAUAAAAUGGAGGUAUUAAACUAAUAUAAUCAAAUGAGUAAUGGAUGCCUGAUGGUAGCAUCAACGAAGCCUGGAACGAGGCAUAUUGUAUUGAAGGACACAACAUGUAAAUCUAAUAUUACGAAAAUGGGAUCAAUUAAAUCAGCUCUUUAUUUGAAUUAAAUUUAUCUUUUGAAAGAGUGUUGUAUUACUUUGAAAUAAGCGAAUUGUAUGAUAAUGUAGAAAUGGAUAGAAGUAUCAAAAUUAGAUCCUGUAUGUCCCCUAUGAUUUUGAAAUUAUACAGAAAAGAAUACCUAGAAUUAUGUAAAAUGAUUUUUCAUAACUUUACACAUGAUGAUUUUAAAGAUAAAUUAUAUAUUCAUGAUUUUGAAGUGGUUAGUUAAUUUGAACCUGCUCCAAUAUCAUUUUGGUUGGAUUUUGAAGAUCUAUCAAUAUUUGCUUUGAGUAAGUAAUCUGAAUAGCCAUUGGUGUAAAUCAAUAUGAAUUAAAUGAGAUUAGAGUGGUUAAAAGAGACUGACAUUUAUUUGAAUUUAUUUAGUCAAUCGAUCAGUAUGUAUAACUAUGAUGAAUUCUAUAAUGAAUAUGGGUUUAUGGGAGUAUUGGGUUAAAUUCCAGAUUCAUAGAAACUAUUCCAACUUAAUCAAUUGAUUCAAGGAUAUAAACCAAAAGAGUAAACAGAACAAUUCAAAAAGUACAUUUUCGAUGAAAAUUUCAACAAAAAGCAGUGCUAAUUUACAAUGAUAUUUCAUAUUCAAAAGCCUAGUGCUGAUAAGAGAUGUCAUAUAGAUUUAAAUAAUGUCCGAAUGAUAGUAGAGCCUUAAGUAUUUACGAAUGUGGGUUUGUGGAGUAGAUUAGAAUAAUAGUGUUGGCCCAUUCAAACAGAAUUUGGAGAGAUGCCUAGUAUUGCAGUAAUCAUUAAGAUUCUGGGUUCUAGUCUUUGUUUUUAAGGUUUGGACAAUGAUUUCAUACUUGCAACUAAAGGUGACAUUUCAUAUGUUUGGAAUAGAUGUAGGUUUAUGAAUCCAGAGCAAAUACUAAUAAAUUUGAAGAAGGAUCAAUUAGAUAAAAAUUAAGUGGAAAUCAUUGGGGAUGCCUUUGAACAUUAAGUGAAUUUAAAAAAUCUGGAAUUCUUUAAAUGCAAAUUCGCAGAUUAUAUCAAUUUUGAUCUUAUUUUAGUGAGAAAGAGACAAAUCAUAAUGCCAUUCUCAUUAUUUUUAAGUCUAAAAAAUGAGUUAUAGGUAGAAUUUAACAAAUAGUUCAUCUAUUACAAUAAUAAGCUUUCGUUUUAUAUAGACAAAACAGUUUGUAAAUUUUCAUAUUAAGAUUUCCUAUUGAUGAUGAGUAUUUCAGAUAAGCUGAAAUCAAGCACUUAGAAGAUUAUUCGUGAACCUAUUUAUUAAUAAGAGGAGAUAAUAAAUUAAGAAUAACCAAUCAAUGACUCAUAUGAUGUUAUCAUAAGUGGGUUACAAGUUGUUGUGAUUAAUGAUGCAGGAGAAGUAUAUGUCCCAGUCUUUGAUGUAACAUUAUCAGAGACUCAGUUACAGUUUUAAAGAAUCAAUUCGAAGUCUAUCUAUUCUACUAUCAUUAAAUUAAGUAGUUCAUUUUACAAUCCUAAAAUUGCAGUUUGGGAACCUAUAUUGGAGUGUUGUAAUUUUUCAGUUGAUGUAUCUUUAAAUCCUAAGGGAGAGCCUCAAUGUAUCAUCUAUUUAGAAAUGACUUAGGAAUCAGAAACUUUGAAUAUCAACUUAUCCGCUCAGAUGAUCAGUGUAUUUCACAAGACGUUCAUAUCCUGGAAAUAGGAAGAGGAGACAAAUAAAAAUGAGAAAGAUCAGGAAUAAUCUGAAAAAUAAAUGGAGAAUUAUACCAGUAUUUAAUUAGAUAAAUCUUCUCAAAUUAUGUAAUAGCAGACAUCGAAGAUUCAGAAAUAAUAGAUAUUUUAAGAUGACAGAAUUGACAAUGUUGAUUAUGUAUCUCCUUAUACCAUCAGAAAUGAAACUGGAUUUGUACUUGAGAUCAGUGAUACAGCAAAUAAGAAUAAGAAGUAUAUAUUGGAAUCAAGUUCAUCCAUUAAUUAUGAGAUUGAUGCUGAUUUUGAUCAAAUAUUCAGAAGAGAAAGAGAAGACAUGCAAUAGCAAUAGUAAAGAUUGGUUACCGUAAAGGUUAUACAUGACAAAUAUGAGUUUGAACCAAUAAAACCCCUAGAUCUAGAUUGCAUCAAAGUUACCAGAUGCCCAAUCAAACCACUUAAUAAAUACACUGAUAUGACUUUUAUGUUAUUUACAGAAGUGGUGCCUAAAGACACUAGGAAGUUGCUUUUAAUUUCCUCUGAAAUAAUUAUCUUCAACCAAACCGAUAGGCUUAUUGAUAUACAAUUAUUUGAUAUGCCAGGUUAAAUAGAAUAAAACAUUUAUGAAACAUAAAUUGCUCCUUAUAGAGCAUUUAGUGUCCCUAUUGACAGAACUAGACAAUAUUUCAAAUUCAAAUUUAAUGGUUAUUAAAAAUAUUGCAAUUACAUCUAUUUAAGAUAUUUAUAAGAGAAUUUUGAUUAGAAAUACGAGCAAUAGCAUAAUGAUUGUUACACAAUUAUUAGAUGUUCUAAAAGGAAUGUAAAUUAAACCCUUAUUUAUUUGGAAUCUCCAUUUUAAAUUAAGAAUUGUUUGCCAGUCCCCAUUUCAGUCGAAUUAUAUGGAGACUCUGAACAAGACUUGUCGCAUGAUGCUGUCAUAAUAUACCAACAAUAAAUGGAGGAGGAGCAAUCAAAUUUAACUAAUAUCACACUGAAACAUCUAGAUAAAUAUCAGUAUGACAAUUUACAAAAGAAGGAGAAGGGAUAAAUUUUGAAGCAAUAAUAAAAAUUAAUUCAUACUAUUUCAACCAAAGGGAGAUUGGCAAUCACAGUCAAAUUGCCAUAUUUUUAGGUUUCAGGAAUUCAUAUGUUGUAUCAUGCCAAAUUUGGUCCUUUUCAAGUUGACAAUAUCCAAUUAUGCGAUAAUUUUGGAAAUACAAAUGGAUAUUUAUUAAUUGAUCAAAUCAAAAAUGUAUUUUACAUAUACUGCCAAUAAAUGAUCGUAAAUGAAUUACCCUUUAAAGUAUAUAGUUAUGGGAUGACAGACAUAAAAAAAGGUAGUCCAACUCUAAUAGCUGGUUAACAUACAAAAGAAUUUGAAUAAAAUGAGUUAAACGAUACUCAUAAUAUUACACUAUUCAACGACUAGCAAUACUUAUCGUUUUCUAUCAGUGAGAGAUCUGCUCAACUUUCGGAAACUCUAAACUUGAAUUAUACAGGAAAUCAAACAGUUCGGAUAUAAAAUAGUUAAAAUCAAAUUAUGGAGGUGGGCUAUAAUAUUUCGUUAAUGUGUGUGGACAAACAAAAGCCCUUAGUUACUAAGGUAUUAACUAUUUCCCCAAGGUUUAUAAUAGUUAAUCAAACGCAAAAAACUAUUCAUGUAUUGCAAGAAUCCGUUCAUCAAUAUUUAGAGAUCAACUCAAUGGAUAGAAAACCUUUAGUUUGGUAUUCCCUACGCUAUCAGUACAUCUCAAUACAAUACUUAGAUGAUAAUAUAUAGUGGAAACCUACCAAUCCAAUUGAUCCAAAUGGGAAUGGGUUCUAAUGUUUUACUAUGAGAGCUGUUAGGAAUUAAUAAAUAACCAAACACUUCAAUUGUAUAACAAAAAUAGACAAUCAAAUAGUUUAUCUAAUUAUUUUAGAAUGCAAAUAACUAGAUCCAUUAAAUUCAAGGAUUGAACAAUCAUAAAGGAACUCUAUUCUUCAACAAUAAUAAUAAUCAUAAAUUGGUAACAUCAACUAGGUGGAUCCUCCUUAUGUAAUAGUUAAUAAUUUGGAAUUAGUGACAUUGAUAUGUUAUCAGUACUGUUGCUCAGAAGAAAAGUACAGUCAUCAUUAUACAUUCAACGAAUACAAAUUGUACAUAAAUAAUAAUAUGCAAUGUGCUUUCUCAUGGGAAUAUCCUUGUGAAAGAAGGGAGUUAGUGAUACACCUCUAAUUCGAAGGGGAUUUAAGCACUCAUUAUAGAUUAAAUCCAAUAUAUAUCAAUCUUGAGGAAGCAGAGGCUGUUCAAGAGUAUGUAAUUUCAAGUUUAAUAAAUGAAAAACAACAAUACAAAUUUUAUAUUAUUUCCCUUUGGGAAGGUGCUAGUAGGAAAUUAAAGUUCUAAUAAAAAUUGUAGAACUAAUAAAAUUAACACGACACCAAUAUUCUAAAAUUCGAUGUCAAUUUAAAUCAAGUAGGUAUUUCCUUGAUAGAUUAAUGUUACACUAAAAGAGUAGAGUUGAUUUACAUAUUUUUCUAAGGACUUGAAUUCAAUUUAUUAAAGACAACACAGAGUAAGAGAUCUGAAUUCAGAGUGAAAUACAUCAACAUUGAUAAUAACACAUCCAGUAAGACUAUGUUCCCUGUUAUUUUUACUCCUACUGCAUAAAAGGAGAUCUUCGAGUUUAAUAAGCCUCAUUUGUCCUUGGUACUUGAACAAUCCACUUAAGUCAAAUCGAUUUCAUUAAUUAAAAACUUUACAGCUUGUUUACAACCUACUACAAUAAGAUUGACAUCUGAAGUGCUCGAAAUACUGUAUUCUAUUUAUAAAUAGAUUACAUUAUCUUUCAUUUCUAAUAGGCAGAGCGAAGAGUAAUUGAAAUAGUUUGACUUUGAAUAUGCGAUCAGUUAAGAUGAAUAGUAGAUAUUCCAAUAGGCAAAUAGUUUAACAUUAUCAAAUAAGGUGUAGAAUAAAUAUGGAGUAGGAUCCUUCGGACUUUAGAACUUGAUAGAAUGGCAGGAGUUAAGGAUCGAGUUGAAUGAUCAAUAGGCAACAUACAUCAACAAGAUUGAGAUAUCUCCUUUGAACUUCAAUUUGACCUUCUACAGUAGUGCGAAGUCGAAUUUACAUUACAAUAUGCUGAUGCAGAUUUUUAAGACCAUAGGUAUUGUUAUAGGCAACAUUGAUGAUGCUCCGCUGAUAUUGGGGGGUAUAUUUUUAGAGAAUUCGUUUGAUACAUCUAAUGCCAUUCUUAAUAAGUUAACUACUCAUUAUAAGGACAUGCUCUUUAAUCUGAUCUUGAAAUUAAUAGGUUCGAUCGAAUUCUUUGGUAAUCCUGUUGGAUUGGUGAAGCAUUUAGCAAAAGGAGUUUAUGAUCUAUUUGAUAAACCGAUUGAAGGGUUCAUUAAGGGACCGGUUGAAGGUAGCAUAGGUAUAGUGAGAGGAGCAGGAAGUUUAGUCUAGAAUACAGUAGGUGGAGUAUCAAAUUCAACGAGCAAGAUUGCUGGUAGUAUUAGUGGUAGUCUGGCAUAUAUCAGUUUAGAUAGACAAUACAAGCAGUAGAGAGAAUAAAUUAGAGUUGUGAAGCCCAAUUAAAUUCUUUCUGGGAUUUAUUUAGGAGGGAAAUUGUUAUAUAUAUCAUUGAAUCGAGCCUUUGUUGGAGUGUUUGAUAUCCCUGUUACUUAGGCAAGGAGAAAGGGAAUAAAAGGAUUGACUAUUGGGGUUCUUGAAGGGACUGCUGGAUUCUUUAUUAAGCCAUUUGCUGGAGUGUUUGAUUUUGUGAGUAAAACAACUGAUGGUUUAAAAGCAACAGCUCAAUAUUGGAAUGACAAGGCUAAUGAUAAGAGGACCAGAGACAUUAGGGUGAUAUAUUAGAAGGAAUAACUAUAUAAAAACUAUAAUGCUAAGGAUGCUGAGAUCAUGCAAUUCUUAAUCAAUAUCAAUAAUAAAUUAGAAGAUUAUUAUUAUUAUGAUAGUUUCGAGUAUGAGUCUGGGAGUGCAUAAUUGGUGUUUGUUUUGAUGUACUAACAAUUCUUCAAUUGUGACAGAAAGAAAAGGAGUUUCAUUUGGCAGAUUGAUCCAAACAGUGUGUAAGAUAUUCAGAAGAUAAAUGACGGUGUUUUGUUUUUGUUAAAGGAAUACAAUGAGAAAUACAAAGUAAUAUAAUGCAAUUUAUUGAAUAGGCUAAACAGGUGCAAUUGCACAUGACAUAGUAAAGGUAGAUGGAUUAGGUGAUAUUAAAAUCUUAAUGGCUCUUGAGUAAUAUUUGA
This is a messenger RNA of Paramecium octaurelia, 9896 nucleotides long. The record is from the annotation of a GenBank genome assembly. Lineage: Eukaryota; Ciliophora; Oligohymenophorea; Peniculida; Parameciidae.